Molecule: messenger RNA, 7627 nt
Organism: Anopheles bellator
Lineage: Eukaryota; Metazoa; Arthropoda; Insecta; Diptera; Culicidae
Gene: fwd
Exons: 13
Coding region: 1-5160 (1719 amino acids)
Biological process (GO): phosphatidylinositol phosphate biosynthetic process; phosphatidylinositol-mediated signaling
Cellular component (GO): cytoplasm; membrane
Molecular function (GO): 1-phosphatidylinositol 4-kinase activity
Source: RefSeq, a predicted model, not a curated record
AUGAAUUCCGUAUUUUCUGCAUUUAAAUCAUCAUCGUCGUCCUCAUCGUCCUCGGGCGGAGGCAGCACCGGUGCAGCUGCGACCCCGUCCGUAGCCACCGGUGGACCAACGGUGAAUGGCGGCGGCCCCGGAAAACAUGAGUCGGCCGGCGGCAGCAGUAACGGACCGCCGCCGAAGCCACCGACCAAACUGCUGCUAAACAUCAAAACGCACCGUCCGACCGUGGUGGACCAUCCGCCCAGCGGAAGCUACGAGAAGUUGCGUCACAUCCGCGAGAUCAGCAAUCUGGUGGCGCUGGAUCACGGUGGCGGGGCGGAAACGGCGGCUACCACUCCCUCGCCGGCGGGGACGCCCGGGGACCACAGCUCCGUUACGACCACGCCGGUCCAGAGUCCAACCACCGUCAACGGGGAGCCGGGUCUCGGUGCGGUGCUGGUGGCUGGUCCGUCGAGCAGCGUCGGGCUGUGCAACGGGGCCACGACACGAAUCGUGAGCAUCGAUCAGGUCGACAGCCACCAUCACCAUCCACAGUACCGUCCACAACCACAUCAGCCACUCACAACGCAACUACCUUCCGCGCUCAGCAAUGGUGGGAGCGUCAAAGUUCCGCCUACAUCAUCAUCAUCCGCGCAACCAACAAAGGCUGACACCACGUUGAUGAUAACGAUGAUCAGCGGACUCGCCGAUAGUAGUAGAACGGCGGUCCCGACAAGUGAUAGCAGUUCCCAGCAGCUGCAACAGAAGAAGAAGAACCACGGAGCGUCCUCGUCUACUGCGCUGUUGGCCAUUAAGCCGCCCUCGGGCGCCUCAUCAUCUUCCAGCAGCAACGGUGGUGUGGUGGCCAGUUCCUCGAUGCCAACGCGAUUCCACAAACCCAGGCUUAGUUUGAGCAACAGCUGUGGCCUCACGACCUCCAGUAUGCCCUCCGUGCACGGUCGAACGGGUCCUGCGGCGAGUGGCGGAACGGCCGCAGGAGGAAUGCCACCGCCAAAGACGAGACUUUCAACGCACCAAAGGAAUCUUAGCUUAGACUUUAGAUCAAUGGGAAUCCUAUUACCUCCGGUUUCGCAAGUGACCAACACACGUAUCAACAUGACGCAACAUCACCGGAACCGAAGUUUGGACAGUGCCCUGCAGCGAAUACCGGAGGUCGAAGUGUCCUCACCGAGUGCCGAAUCGGAAAACACGCUGCACUGCACGAACGCGAUCCUGAGCGGCACGAUGUGCAGUAAAAUCAUCCAGGCUUCGUCCACCAACCCGACCAAUACACCCAACAUUACCUGUAGGGGAUCGACCAGUGUGGUCAGCGGUAGCGUUUCAGUGACCAGUUCCGUGUCGGGUGACGGUACAGGCGAUAGAAUGAGUGUUGCACCGGUCUGCAGCCGGCAGCAGCUUAAUGGAAAGCUCGAUGUACUGGAACAAGGAACUGCAAUGCUGCGGACACUCAAGGGAGAUCACUCGGUAGAUCCGGAAGGUAUGGCGAGAGUGAAAGAUAGUGAUAGCAAAAAGCGUGAGGAUCUGACAAGCCUCGGGUCGGACGAUUCCGGUAUCAUCUGCGGCUCGGAACCGGACCAUACCUCACUGACGCGCAUCCGACGGUCCAGGGAGAGCCUCGACUCGGGCGAAAUUGAUCCGUCCGAAGAGGAGUGCAUCGAAAUACUGGAAACCACCUCGAUGGAAGAAGAGUACCGCAUGCUACAGUCGGACCUGUGCUUCUACCCGACGAGCAUGUUGGUGGAGGCUUCGAUUGAAGCGGGCGAAGCGAAAGACGGUGACGCUCUGGCUGAUCAGUCGGCGGCCUCAGUUAGCGACAAGGUCCGUUAUCGGCAACGGAACAUGACCCGGGCCGCGAUCAUGCUCGAAACGCUGUGCGUACCGAUCGACUAUGAGGAUGGCGUCGAGCAGCAGCAGCAGCAGGUUGAUGGCAGCAGAUGCAGUGAUGACGACGCUCCGACGCCAAUCAACGGCGAAGGGAAAUCCUUAACAACGCCCACCAAUGCCUUGACGCCCGUUUUGCCCGCCACCAGCGGAACAAUUGUGCCAACCCCAGCAUGCGAAAGCGCCACUGUAGCGGAGAGUGGCACCGGAACCGGAAAUCAAAGAUCUUCCCAAAACGAUCAGCAGCAGCACGGCAAAGCGGACCAAAAGAAUGAAGUGAUCUUUCGGAACUUUUUUGGGGCCACCAAGAACGCGAUCUUCCGGACGGCUCAGAGCAUCAUCGAUAAUCACGAGAAGAAGCAUGCGAAAAAUCGAGAAAAGCAAUCCGUCGUGGCCACAGACGAUGGCACAGGAACGGUACCAUCAUCGAGUCCGGCAGUCGCCAGUGCGAUGGCGACAGUAAAGUCUCCGACCGAGAUCUCUCGAAAGCGCGAGUUUGGGAGCAUGUUUGGCUCGCGCAGCAGCAAGCAGCAGAGUAUCAGCACUUCGACGGCAUCAACCACCACCCCGGCAGUAACAGCAACCGUGGUGGUGGAGAUCACCGCCGAAGCACCAGCUUGCACGCUGACAGAGCCAAAACUCCCCCCGGCACCGGCAUGUGAUAGAAACGGUACGGCGGGCAGUGGGCUGCUGGAACCCAAAGCGUCACUCUCGAAGUCAUCGUCCAGCGCAUCGUUGAAGCUCGUGCCCGGAGUGGCCGUGGCCGCCGGUUCGACCAGCGCUAGUAGUAGUGGUGCUGUUGGUGUUGGCUGCCCAUCCAACGGAGGUUGCAGUCCACGGGAUGAGUCACAAAUACGCACCGAGCGCACGGGGCAGUCCGGGCUGCUGCGGUUCUUCGAGUCACCCGUCUUCAACAUACACUUUGCCGUCCACUAUCUGUUCUACUCGAAAGAACCGGGCGUGCUGAGCUUCAUCGGCAACAAGAUUUUCAGCUUCCCGAACGGGGACGUCGAUCUGUACAUUCCGCAGCUAAUGGUGAUGUACAUGCAGAUCGAGGAGCUGUCGGAGGUGCUGGAUCCGUACCUCGUGUACCGGUGCCGUCAGUCGGUCGACUUUUCGCUCAAGUGCGUCUGGCUGCUGGAGGCGUACAACUUCAACAUGGAAAUGCUUAGCGCCGGCGGCAGCAGCAUGCGCAAACAUCUGACCCUUCUGCGCGAACUGUACCCCAAGCGGGAGCGCGUCAAGACGAUGUUGGGCUCGCAGCAGCAGCAUCACCGAAACGGACUAAAGACGGAGGAAGGCGAUCAACAGGACGCAGCGUCGACGACGACGACGUCGUUGGCUGCGAGCAACUCACUGUCGGCGGUACGGAAAACGCACCACCGAUCGCAAUCCGAUGCGACCGGUAUGAUGGGCAUGCUGUCCAAUCUGCUGCACGCGCAUCAAACCUUCCACCACGCGAUCAGCAGCAGCCGGCCAGUGUGCCUGGGUGACCUGAGUACGGGCCGUGCCUUCGACAAUGGGUGCGUUUGCUUCGAAUCGGUUCGCGGCACCGUCAAUGAUCUACUCGGCCAGCAGACAGUCUGUUCAUGUGGCGCUCCGAAGCUGGCACCCGAGAAGGAGUUUAUGAAGUCCCUGAUCGACAUCGGCAAGAUGCUGACCUGCCUGCAGACGAAGAUCGAAAAAACGAGCCGGCUGCGGAUACUGCUGAAUCUGAUCAACAAGAAUCUGCCCGCCCGGGUCUGGUUGCCGUUGCACUCGGAGACGCCGCACCACGUGGUGCGCAUCACGGAGGAGAAAACGGCUGUCCUCAACUCGAAGGACAAAACACCGUACAUCAUCUACGUGGAAGUGGUGGAGGUGAACGACAUCUACACCUCGCCCGUCAUCCCGAAGCUGAUGCCGACGCUGCGGCACACCAAAAGCGAGGAAAGGCUGGACAGUAGUAGUAGUGGUGGCGGUGGCACCGGCGGCAUGGGUGAUGCUGCCACAGCUGUUGCUGCACCUUCCAGUAGCACACCUCGCGAACCCUCGAAGACUGAUAGCCAAACAACAAACGAGCCGGCAGUGGCUGUCCCCGCGACACGGCACACCACCAAAUCAUCAGAGUGUUCGGCAGAAAACAAUGGUGGUGGGGUUGGCACCGGCAGCGGCAGCAUGAUGAUGGAGCUCGGGCUCACGGAGGACGACGUGUGGUCGCAGGAGGAUGACGAAAUUACGGCCCAGUAUCUGAGUCUAACGAAAAUGUCCACCGAUCGGGACACCAUUUCCCAGUUUUCCGUCGAUUCGUACGACUCCCGGGAGCACAGCACUCCAACGCUGUUCAACAUUGGUGAGGUAAAGAAGCGUCACUGUGCCAAUCUCAACUCGGAAAAUGCGAAACCGUUCAGCAACGAUCCGUCGGAUCCGUCGGCGGCAGCCCUCAAGGAACCGUGGCACGAGAAAGAGAAACAGAUCCGCGACUCGUCCCCGUACGGUCAUCUGCAGAACUGGAAGCUACUUUCAGCGAUCGUCAAGUGUGGGGACGAUCUGCGCCAAGAGCUGAUGGCCACACAGCUGCUGCAGAUGUUUAAGCUGAUCUGGGACGAAGAGAAGGUGGACCUGUGGGUACGCCCGUACCGGAUCGUUUGCCUUUCCAACGAUUCGGGACUGAUCGAAACGAUCGUCAACACCGUGUCGCUGCACCAGAUUAAAAAGAAUUCCAACAAAAGCCUGAAGGACUACUUCGUCGACGAGUACGGUGCGCCCGAAUCGGCACCAUUCCGGCGGGCCCAGCGCAACUUUAUGCAGUCCUGUGCAGCGUACUGUCUGAUCUCAUAUCUGCUGCAGGUUAAGGAUCGACACAAUGGCAACAUUCUGCUGCACUCCGACGGGCACCUGAUUCACAUCGACUUUGGAUUCAUACUGAGCAUAUCGCCAAAAAAUCUAGGUUUUGAGCAGUCACCAUUCAAGCUGACUCCGGAGUUUGUCGACGUGAUGGGUGGCCCGGAAUCGGAGCUCUACACCGAGUUCAAGUAUCUGCUACUCGACGGCCUGAAGGCGGCCCGCAAGCACAUGGACCGAAUCAUCAACAUUGUAGAAAUUAUGCGUAGCAGUUCGCAGUUGCCCUGCUUCAAGAACGGUUGCUCCGGCACGGUACGCAAUCUGCGGAACCGCUUCCAUAUGAAUCUGACCGAGCAGGAGCUGGACCGGAAGGUGGAGCAGCUGAUCCAGGAUUCGCUCAACUCGCUCUCGACCAAGCUGUACGAUGGCUACCAGUACAUCACGAACGGCAUUUUGUGAGAGCGAUUCUACAUGAAAAUCUGAACUCUGACGGCGGACAACGAUCACGACAGCGUAUUAUUGGAUGUGUGAGGAUUGAACCGAAUCGGAUUGUAGGUGUGUGUGUGUGUGUGUGUGAAGCAAAAAGUGGCAACAAGAGUACAAAUUGAUUACGAAUGGGACGGAAUGGGAUGGAAAAACUUUCGGAUGGCCACUACUACACCGCCACCACCACUGCCAGUUGGAGCUUGGGCUUAGGUUUUUUUUUCCUCUUUUCGGUUUCGCAGAGAAUUUCUUUGUCUUCUCAUAUCAUAUUUAUUAACAAACGGAGUUUAUAUUUGUAUUUUUCGGCGGAUCAUCUUAUUACCAUUCGUCGCGUGUUGGUAUGAGAAUUUCCUCGAGCCAAAACGGACGUCCGGAAGUUCCGGUCGCGUCUCCGGAUUCGUUUAGCAAUAAAUGGCAGAAAAUCUCAUUUCUGUCGCCCUCCAUUCUUUUGGCCCAAUCCUGCAGUUUGGGUCCUUAUUUUUUGUAAAUAUACCUAUUCUUUGUACAUACUUGGCUUGCGUAGGAGAUCGCGCGGGCUGAUACGCAGCGAAGAGAGCAGGAAAGAAAAUCAAAAACCCGUUCCCUCGUAAGAGAGGAAACCUGUGACAAAAUCCGAAUGCGAAAUGCGGGGUAAAGUGAGGUAGGAAUCCUAGUUUAAACAAUGUACUCGAUCGCGAUCGACGAAAACACUCAAAAGUCGGAACACGCAAUACUGACGCGCGGGAAGAAAAUGAAACAAAAAACAAAAUAGAUAGCUUUUGUAAGAGGAAAAUCAACCGUUUUAAUCUUAAACAAGAAUAACUCUUGAACUCAUUUCAUCUCAUUAUAUUGAUAUAGAGCUAGCUCUGGAGGGUGUCCACCGCCCCGUGGGUCGUAUAUGGGCGUGUAAAGUGUGUAAUAUAAAAAUUCGGAUUACUUCUGGCACCACACCUCUCAUCUCACAGUGGCUCACAACAAACGGGGCACGGAGCGGCCUUGCUUGUUUGUUACGUUACGUUUGUCAGGGGCUAACCAACCUCUAUCUUUCCGCCACCCGCCAACCGGGCGACCCCAUGUAUACCACUUUUCGCCCUGUUCUCGCAUAGAAUUAGCAAGUAAUCCACGAAACCGGAACCAGAACUGUUAAACGAGAAAAUGACAGAGCGGGAAUGGCAAAAGCUUUGAGCUUUCCACAAUCCAUUGUAAAGAGAAAGAGAGUAGCUAAGGGAAUAACUAAUUAAGGCAAAAAGAGAGCGAGAGAGCGCGGAGAGAGAGAACCUAGAAAAAUAUGGGGGGCGAAUGAAACGGGCCAGAGUGUGUGUGCGUGUCUGUGUUGUAUAUUUUAAAAGGAAAAGCACUCCCUAGCGUUCAUCUGUGUCCGGAAGUUGACCCAGAUCCAUGGCCGGCUGGGUGCCGGGUCGGGAACGAAACACAAACUCUUCUCUUUCUCUGCUCUACGCAUCUCGUCGCUUUACUUGUUCCGUUUUCUGUCUGUCAAAACUUUGGCUCAAAGGCUACUUCGGUUUGGCAUAAAAGUGAUUCGAGAAAAUCGACACAAAACACAAUACUCAGUCCACCGGCCGGCGCGAAAGAGACCCAGAGAGAAAGAAAGAAAAAAAGAGAGCGAGUGCGAGAUGGGAGCAUCCUUGGAUCAACAUUAGCGGCAAGGGUUUUGUAAACAUUUAUAAUUAACUAGCGUAAAAGCCAACGUUUACACCAUGUGCUAUAAUAUACAACACAUACUCUGAUAGACGUUCCGUGCGGGCACUGUACUGGUUGUAUAAUUUGCGCCAAUGUCCCUCCGGUGGGUGGUGAUGGCUCUUUCAGUUGCGCCUCCAUUUAAGUGUAAACCCAAACCCUACACUUCUUAAGCCACCACCACUCGGGCAAGAUUGCCGGCACUCACUACUGUACAGAUCUGCAUGAGUAUCGAUAAAAAAGGAAGGUUACAGCAGCAGAACACACUACAAAACGUAUAUUGUAAUUGUAUGAUAUGUGCGGAGUCAGCAAAAGCUGUAGGAAUAUAGACAAAGCACCGAUCGCGCACGGGCGAUCAUCAACCGGAGCGUGCGCCCGUGAAGCGUGAUUGUGAGACUCAGCUAAGAUUACUGUAAUUAUUAUUAUUAAAUUACUACUACUACCGCUACUACUACUACUACCAUUAUUAUUAUUAUUAUUAUUAUUAUACAUCUAUUGCUACUGUAAUAAUAAUGAUGAUCGCCAUAACCGAUCGUAGCCGCAGCCGCAUGCGCAUAUAUGACCCGGGGACGACGUCCUCGGUCGUAGGGGAGGUGAACAAGAAGCAACCGGAACUGGAAGUAACUAAAAAAACCACAAGGGAGCUAACGAGAUAUACAGACACACACUCCGACAGACAGAAACACCCACACACACUCUAGAUAAGAUAGAUAAUGUGUACGCGCGCACCGGGGAAAGCGAACGAGCGCGGGGAGAGCAAAUUUUG